CGCAAUCCUGUGUCCAUGGCAUUAAACGCGGCCCCUGGCUCCCUUCCGCGCCGGCUCUGCCUCCUCUCGCGGCCGCUGGGCCACGGCCUUCCCCGGGAGCCGCGGGGCUCGGGACGCCGAGCGGCAACAGAAAGCCGCGCUUCCGUCCGGGCGGGGCGGGGCUACAAGAAGCUCCUCCUUCCCCCCAUGUGCCCUGCAUGCGCAUGCGCAGGGCGCGGGUUCCGGUCCGAGCGCUGCCGGCUCGUGUCCCUGGGUCCCGUCGCGAUGCUUUUCUACUCUUUCUUCAAGUCCCUGGUGGGCAAAGAUGUGGUGGUGGAGCUGAAAAAUGACCUCAGCAUUUGUGGGACACUCCACUCCGUAGACCAGUACCUGAACAUCAAGCUGACAGACAUCAGUGUGACAGACCCUGAGAAGUACCCACACAUGCUGUCAGUGAAGAACUGCUUCAUCCGGGGCUCAGUGGUCCGCUACGUGCAGCUGCCAGCCGACGAGGUGGACACACAGCUGCUGCAGGAUGCUGCGCGCAAGGAGGCACUGCAGCAGAAGCAGUGACCUGUCCCCCCGGAUGCCUGGGUUCCUGCCUCGGACCUGAGCACAGCUGGAGCCCACAUCCAGACCUCCCCACACCCCUGUGUUCCUGUCCUGGCCCCCCCCCCAGGACACCUGGGCUAAUAACUCAGAGGUGCCUGGCUCCUGCACUGUCUUGAGCAGCACUGGAGCCUACAUCUAGAUCCCCAGACACCUGGGUUUGUGCCCUUCUGCACACCUGGAUCCCUGUCCCAGUCGAACAGCGGUGGAGCCAACAUCUACCUCCCCGGACGCCUGGGUUCCUGCUCCGGUCCUGAGCAGAACUGGAGCCAUAUCUAGGCCCCUGGGUGCCUGGGUUCUUCCCCCCUGCAACUACUGGGGGGUUCCUCUUACGGGACCCCACCCCUUUUUUUCACCACACUCUUGAAGGCCCCUAUUUUAGCCUGAUCCUUUGUUGCACUGAGUUUUCUACCCCUCCUUUGGUUCUUUUAAGGCAGGGUAUCUAGUCUCCCUGCCCACUAUGGGAUAGAUUUCAGGGUCUGGGAGGGGGUUCCAGCACCUGGGGGGCAAACAGUCACAUGGGGGCAUCUUUGGGGCCUUGUCUGUGCAUAGA
Alligator sinensis (Chinese alligator) is the source of this 1141-nucleotide messenger RNA. RefSeq names its product LSM2 homolog, U6 small nuclear RNA and mRNA degradation associated (gene LSM2). The record is from RefSeq and is a predicted model, not a curated record. NCBI's taxonomy places the organism in Eukaryota, Metazoa, Chordata, Crocodylia, Alligatoridae. Gene Ontology annotation, molecular function: RNA binding. Gene Ontology annotation, biological process: mRNA splicing, via spliceosome. Gene Ontology annotation, cellular component: Lsm1-7-Pat1 complex; precatalytic spliceosome; P-body.